AUGGCCAGUGUGUACGGACGCACAAGCUGCAACAUUUCGUAUGUUUGCCCCCCGUCAAGUGAUCGAGGACAGCAUCUACGAGAUCCAAGAGUCGAUCUUCCUUGCAAGCUGCGUCUAUCACCUCCUCAGACCUCAAAAAAUGCUCCAGGUCCCGCUGAGCUGGUGGUUCAAUACUCUCCAGGGUUCUUAAGAGAGUACUGGUCGCCAACAUCGCAUAAAGAAGAAUGGCCCAUACUAUCACGGGCGUGGGUUUUUCAAGAGCGGCUUCUUUGCCCACGGAACAUCUACUAUGGACAUUCUCGACUGAUAUGGGAGUGCUGCGAGGCCUUUGACGACGAGUUGUACGGCCAGGCCAAGCGCAACCCAGAAUCGAAAAUGCAGACACACGCUCUCUUCGCCGCAUCUGGCGUGGGAACAAGGGACUUCCCAGGUGACUUUGAGGCUCAAUGGACUCGUCUAGUCAAGGACUAUCGCACUGAGAGCCUGACUUACGAGACAGAUAGGGCUAUCGCCUUUGCGGGUAUCGCCAGAGCGAUCCAAGGGCAGACAAACAUGACGUAUCUCGCUGGGAUCUGGAAAGAAUUUGCAGAAUUUGAACUUCUCUGGAUUGUUCGUCGACCCGAAGCUCUCUCACACGAGACGAAUAGGAAACUGGCCGAGCAGCAAAAGCUAGCAGCCCCAUCCUGGUCUUGGUUCUCAAUCGCUACUCUCCCUCAGGAGUCACGCUUAGCUACCGAUUCAGUUGGCUUCUCGAUUUGCACGUCGAUGGCCAUGGAAUGUCGGUUUGUCGUCUAUAAAGCUCAAGUACUAUCCUGGCAUCAUCCUCACGGUCCAGAAGCCCUGUUUCACAAGUUUGAAGGGAUGAGGUUGGUACUCAGAACGCGGAAGGUUGCCAGCAAAAUGGAGUGGGUUGGAAAUGAAAUCAGGCUGUCCUCAAACGGAAAGCAUCCCUUCCAAGACUGCGGAAGGCUAGGGCCGAAGCACUCCAUGUCCUAUUCCCACGACGACGGCUCCGUCCUACCAGGCGCUCAGCUUCCGACUGACUCGGUCAUGGUUUUGUCCAUAUUCACGGCAUCCAGAAGUGGCGGAAAGACGAUCAAGGAAUAUCAGAUACCUAUUACGCAGGAGGAUGACCGUGAUGAGAACGUUGAGACGCAGUGGAAUUAUGCAGGGCUGGUGGUGGUGCCAGCUGCUGGAGGUCCUGGGGGAGAGGAGCGUUGGAGACGGAUUGGCGCCUUUUUGUAUUCCAACAGCGCGGACGGGAAGAUCCAGGUCCCCACGCCUUUUCGCAUCAAUGAAAGUAAAGAGGAGGAUAUUGUUCUCGUUUAG
Molecule: messenger RNA, 1329 nt
Organism: Fusarium keratoplasticum
Lineage: Eukaryota; Fungi; Ascomycota; Sordariomycetes; Hypocreales; Nectriaceae
Product: HET domain-containing protein
Exons: 1
Coding region: 1-1329 (442 amino acids)
Source: RefSeq, a predicted model, not a curated record